AUGCAGUCCAGCUCACAUCACAUCAGCUCUAAUCAUGCGUCCUCCUCCAGAGCGCGCUCGCGUCCUCUCCCACCCCCACCUUCCAAGCGUCGGCGCGAUACCGAUGAUUCCUCCACCUCAACUCCGCCGGUCUUGAAAGCCCCGCGAACAUCUGAACGCCGCAGUGAGAUCGACCUGACAGACGACGCCGGUAUCGAGUUGAGCAGAGGCUCGCGCUCACAUGUCGACUUGACCAGAGAGUCCCGGCCAGUUCCCCAGAUCGACUUGACGGGACAUUCCGGCACGGCUCAUAUGUCUCAAGCGCUAGAAAUGCAGCACAGAGCAGCGCAACAGGCAAAAGAGGCCGCGGCCAGAGCAGAUGCAAAGCUCUUCAAAAGUCAUAAAACUCCCACUGAAGAAGGGCGGACCAUUCUGACCGCCUACAAGUGCCCAGUGUGCAUGGAUACCCCGGAGAAUGCGACGAGCACUUCAUGUGGACAUCUUUUCUGCCAUAAAUGCAUAACCGAAUGCGUAAAGAUGGGCGAGCAAGUCAGAAUGGAUGGCUCGAAACCCAAACCUGCUUGCCCGGUGUGCCGGAAAGCGCUUACGGUUAAGCCCGGUAGGAAUGGCAUAUCGAGCUUGGUUCUGCUGAACUUGAAGGUGCUGUGCAACAAACGGGAUGUAUCCUCAGAUGUCGCUGUGGAAUAG
This is a messenger RNA of Penicillium antarcticum, 687 nucleotides long. RefSeq lists its product as uncharacterized. The transcript is spliced from 2 exons. The coding region runs from base 1 to 687 and encodes 228 amino acids. Gene Ontology annotation, molecular function: metal ion binding. Lineage: Eukaryota; Fungi; Ascomycota; Eurotiomycetes; Eurotiales; Aspergillaceae. The record is from RefSeq and is a predicted model, not a curated record.